AUGUCCUCGAGUUUCCUUCCUUCAUCUGCUGCGAUGGUCGCAGCGCCCACAGCGACACCUAUUCCGGAGGAGGAGGAAUACUACUCUUCGUGGUCGCUGUUUCUUGUCUGCUCCUUGUUAAUUCUGUCGCUAUGGACCUCGUAUUACCUCCAAAUCAAACGCAUACGCGCUAUUCACGAGACACUCGUCGCAAUCGUCGCUGGGAUGAUCGUGGGGUUGGUUGUGCGACUGGCGCCGGGAACAAUGAUUCGGGAGAUGUUGACAUUCAAAAGCACGCUCUUCUUUAAUCUGCUACUGCCGCCAAUCAUUCUCAAUUCUGGGUAUGAGCUUAAGCAGGAAAACUUCUUCCGCAACUUUGGCUCCAUACUCACAUUUGCCUUCAUGGGUACAUUGAUCUCGGCCGUCGGAGUCGGGGUACUCGUGUACAUCUACUCGUUCUUGGGGCUUGAGUCACUAGACUUGACACUGAUUGAAUGCUUGACGUUCGGAUCGACACUGUCUGCGACGGAUCCGGUGACCAUUUUGGCUAUCUUCAAUCAGUACAAGGUAGACCCAAAAUUAUAUACGGUCAUCUUCGGUGAGAGCCUGUUGAAUGAUGCGGUCAGUAUCGUUAUGUACGAAACAUUGACACAGUUCCACGGCACGGAGAUCUACCUGGGAUCCAUCUUCCAUGGUAUCGGCAUUUUCUUACUGUCAUUCAGCGUAUCGAUGGCGCUCGGCGUCGUCUUCGGCCUUGGAAUGUCGCUUCUCCUAAAACACUCCUCGCUCAACCUGUACCCGUCUAUCGAGUCCUGUCUCGUCGCACUGUCAGCGUACACGUGCUACUUCUUCUCGAACGGGCUGUCAAUGUCCGGGAUCGUGUCACUGCUCUUCUGCGGAAUCACCCUGAAACACUAUGCAUACCACACGAUGUCACGUCGCACACAGCGGGCGACCAAGUACAUUUUCUCGACGCUAGCACAGCUGUCGGAGAACUUCAUCUUCAUAUACCUCGGCCUGUCGCUGUUUACCAGCGCCCCUUCGUCAGAGAAGGUUACAAACUACGUGAAACCGCUCUUCAUUACGAUCACGACCGUCGCCGUCGUGUUCACGCGUUACGCUGCAGUGUUUCCGCUGUCGGAGUUGAUCAAUUUUUUCCAUCGGCAUGCGCGCGGCCAGCGACAGGAGGAGCUGCCUCAUUCCUAUCAGAUGAUGAUAUUCUGGGCUGGUCUCCGCGGCGCGGUCGGUGUCGCGCUCGCAGCUGGGUUCAAGGGCGACAACGGGCAGACGCUCCGCACUACUGUGCUCGUCGUGGUUGUGCUCACGGUGGUUGUAUUCGGCGGUACCACGGCGCGUAUGCUCGAGGUACUGGGCAUUCGCACAGGUGUCGAAGAUGACGAAGCGAGCAGCAGCGACGAGGAUGAAGCACCUCUGGGCAGUGCGGCUUGGUACUCCAGGAACAGCAACCACUGGGGGAGGUAUAUGGAAGAAGAUGAAGCAGGAUAUUUCGCAGCGCAGCAGCAAUCCACGGGGUAUGGAGGACGAGCGGGGAGCAUUGGUGUGCAUUACGAGCCACGCGCGCCCAGCAGCUACAACCACCACGCGCAAACUCCAGUCGCGUCCGUCAGUAACAACGCGAUUUUCUCCGCUGCGUCGUCGGAGUCGUACGACUCCGAUGGGGGUGAAGUCCUGCCACUGGCGAAUACUUCAAUGGGAGAGCUCUCUCCUGGCGGCCGCCGCAAGUCCCGAAACCUCGACGCUCCACCUGCGAAUGGCGGCGAGGCUGCUCCUCCUGUUGUUUCCGAGGACGGCAAAUGGUUCCAGGUACUAGACGAAAGGUACCUGUUACCGCUAUUCUCGAAUGCCACCGCCAGCCGGACGUUCCACGCGCGACGCGCGCGGCGGGUGUCAGGUAUGAGCGCGGCUGCCAGCAGCAGACAGGGUACACCGGCUCAUUCUGACGACGAGGGCGAUGAAGGUGUCGAAGUGGACCUGUCGACCACGGAUCCGGGUGCAUCGCGAGACUUUCCUCCGAGCCCUCGCGUGUUGGACGAAAGCCGCACGGAACGCGGGCUCGCGAGCCCAAUGUUGCGGCGGGAUAGUGAAGGACAGAACCGCGACCGUGUGUCAUGA
This is a messenger RNA of Sparassis crispa, 2112 nucleotides long. RefSeq lists its product as uncharacterized. Gene Ontology annotation, molecular function: sodium:proton antiporter activity. The coding region runs from base 1 to 2112 and encodes 703 amino acids. Lineage: Eukaryota; Fungi; Basidiomycota; Agaricomycetes; Polyporales; Sparassidaceae. The transcript is spliced from 5 exons. The record is from RefSeq and is a predicted model, not a curated record. Gene Ontology annotation, biological process: proton transmembrane transport; sodium ion transport; vacuolar acidification. Gene Ontology annotation, cellular component: early endosome; fungal-type vacuole membrane; late endosome.